AUGUCUCCAUUGUUGCUGCGGUUAAUUACUUUAGUUUUGUUGGCUGAUUCCAUUGUUGAUUAUGGCCGGUCUUACGGGAUUGGGGUGGUUGGUGUGACAGCGAAACCAACUCGAUCACAUAUGCAGUUGGAUGGAGAUAGGAUUCUCAAGCGGGACGAUACUCCAACGGAUGUUUGUAAGCGAUGGUCACAACAGACUGCGGUGGUCAAUGGGACCAUGUAUAUCUACGGAGGAAGGUCGAUGACUGAUUCAAGUCAAAGCGAUAAUACUUGGAAUGAUGACUUUUUAACCCUCGAUUUAAAAUCCACUUGGGAUAUAUCAUCUCCCAAAUUCGCCGGCCUCCCCAGACCAUCUGGCCCCCCACCAGUAUCAAACGGAUACCUUUGGAAUUCCCUCGAAUCUCUGUUUCUAUAUGGCGGAGAGUUUUCGGAUAAUCCACGGAAAUUCCCAACGGCAUUCAGUUUAUGGGAGUACGACAUAUUAUCAUCUACCUGGAAGGAACAUGAGAACCCUCGUACGUCUCAGGGAAGCAAUUCCAACGUCGGUGAUCAGCCAGUUCAGCGGUCGGCAGAGGGUGCGGGCAUUACAGCUCUGGAGCUGGGAAGGGGCUUCUACUUUGGAGGACAUUUGGAUGGAUACACUACUGAAGGGUGGGAUCUCUCCGUCCCACGUGUGUAUCUGAAGUCGUUCAUCGAGUAUACGUUCCCUGGCUAUUCGAAUAACGAAGUAGAAAGCUUAAAGGGGGAUAACCCUGCCGGGGCGGAUGGUGCGUGGCGGAAUAUUACCGAGGGUGGACUCCAAGAGUCUGCAGGGUUUACCGAACGGGCUGAUGGAGUUUUGGUUUAUGUACCUGGAUUUGGAAAGCAGGGAAUUAUUUUGGGUCUUGCUGGCGGGACAAAUGCGACUUUCACGCAAAUGAACGUCAUCGACGUCUACGAUAUUGAAACUUCCACAUGGUACAAGCAAGCGACAAGCGGAGUAACGCCUGCGAUCCGAGUUAAUCCGUGCGCAGUUGCUGCAUCCGCGGCUGAUGGAAGCAGCACUCAAGUGUAUCUAUAUGCUGGGCAAAACCUAAUUCCCUACGGAAAACAGAUUCAAUAUGACGAUAUGUGGAUCCUCAGCAUCCCCAGCUUCACGUGGAUCAAAGUCAACACGGACGGCCAAUCCGUUCCCCCAGCCCGUGCAGGGCACACGUGCAAUAUCUGGAAUUCUCAGAUCAUCGUGACAGGCGGCUAUGUGGGCCAAGAUCUGACUUGUGACAGCCCUGGUGUUUACGUUUUUGAUGCAUCUGAGUUACAGUGGAAAACCCAAUACGCUGCACUCGAGGGAGGAAACUACUUAAACCAACAGGACUCACAGAAAAACGACAUGAGGGGCCUGAGUGGCAGCUACGGCUAUAAGGUCCCCAAGGCUGUCCAAAAGGUCAUCGGCGGUGAUGAUCAGGGGAAGGCAACCGUGACCGAGCCUGCAACUGCAGCCACAGACGGUCCCAUCGCGACAGGCAAACCAAUCACAUACACGGUGACAAAUCCAGACGGUCCCGUCACCACCCACAUCGGCCCACCCGGCCAAGAAAUCGGCCGUGACAAACCCAACGUAGCCGCCAUUGCGGCCGGUGUCGUUGCGGGCUGUCUCUUCAUCUUAGCCGUCUACCUCGGGUUCUGCAUCUACGUCUACCGCCGUCAGCUAGCGUUGUACAAGAGCCACGUCGCCGCCGUCCAGCGCUCGUCAAGCGGCAGCCGCAUAGCGCUCACCAGCGAUAAGUUCGGGGCUCUUCUCCCGUUUCAUUCCUCCGAGAACACUGAGAGCAAUGGCCGGCAUACAUCGUUCAGCGAGUCCGGGUCGAAUGUAGCCGCCGCUUUAGGGUCGGGAGCAUCGCAACCGGGUUUUCGUGGUUCAGCGGGGGAUUUUCGGCCUUCCAGCGGAUUUGCUGGCGCGAUUGGCAGUGCACAUAGCAGUACCGAUGACCUGCUUGCGGGGCAGGAACCGACGUUUUUGGGUGUGAUGUUGAAUCCUCGGCGGAGUUUGAGGGUUAUUAAUAAGGAUUGA
Messenger RNA from Histoplasma mississippiense, 2049 nucleotides. RefSeq lists its product with no specific name. Bases 1 to 2049 code for a protein of 682 amino acids. Lineage: Eukaryota; Fungi; Ascomycota; Eurotiomycetes; Onygenales; Ajellomycetaceae. The record is from RefSeq and is a predicted model, not a curated record. The transcript has 3 exons. Gene Ontology annotation, molecular function: protein binding.